Owenia fusiformis is the source of this 1523-nucleotide messenger RNA. Lineage: Eukaryota; Metazoa; Annelida; Polychaeta; Sabellida; Oweniidae. The record is from the annotation of a GenBank genome assembly.
UUUCUGCUGAACACCACAAAUUGUUUUCAAGAAGCGCAUUGUCCAAUCAGAUCUCCGGAUUUAUUCAGUUCUUUAAAGAUCCAGCAUGGCUUCCGGUGGUAGUUUUGCCCAAAACCAACUCCUUAAACAUGGCUGGACCGAAGGUCAAGGUUUAGGAAAAGAUGAGACUGGAAUUAAAGAAGCCAUCAAAGUGAAGCUCAAGAAAGAUACAUGUGGGGUGGGCCAUAACUUAGGUGAUGAGUUUAGCUUCCACUGGUGGGAUCAUGUCUUCAAUAAGGCUGCUAGCAACAUCAAUGUCAAAACUACAGAGGAUGGUGUUGUAGUGACGAAGAAGGGAGAAUCUAACACAGUCAGCAGUAAGAAGCCAACAAAAGCCAUGAUGAAUAAAGAUCUCCUCUAUGGAAGAUUUGUGAAAUCAACAACUAAGAUGGAAGAUGGUGUUGAGGUAAAGGAAAAGAAGAUAAAGAUUAAGAAGGAUUCUGAUGAUGAUAGUGAUAGCGAUACUGAUAGUGAUGACAAUGAUAAUGAUGAUGUACUUGAUAAAACUAGCAAGCUGACUGAUGAGCAACUGUUCAAGAAAUGUGGAGGUUUAACUGCAAAUAAAGCUGCUCGUCAUGGGUUGGGUCUAAAUGGCAAACUUGCGAGAAUGGAACAGGCAGAUAAGCUUUACAAGGAGCAGAAACUAAAGAAACAGGAGAACUCUGGUGAAUCUACAACAGAUGAAUCAGAAUCUCAGGGUAUUAAAAAGAAGUCAAAAAAGAAAAAGAAGUCGAAAGAUAGGGAAGAUGUUCAGACUGAUGGUACACAUCAAGUGAAAACAAUUGAAGAAAAUGUUCUCAUUGAAACUGUAGGUGCAACUGAAGAUAAGAAAUUAAAAAAGAAAAAAUCCAAGAAAAGAAAACAUGAAAGUAUAGAAAAUACAAAUGACAAAAUUGAACAUAUUGAAAAUGAAGCUACAAAUGAAAAAUCUAAUAAAAAACAGAAAAAGAAAAGCAAAAAGGACAAUGAUGGUGAGAGCAUGAAUAAUGAAAUUAAAAAAAAUGUUGUAGAGAAACCUUUAAAAAAUAAGAAAAAAUCGAAAAAGGUUAAAACAAAAGAAGAUAAGAUAAAGUCUUCUAUUGAAGAUGAUGAUUUAAAUAUAAGCACCAAGAAAAAGAAAUCAAAAAAGUCAAAGAAAUCAAAAACUUGACAAUUUAAGUUUCUGUAAAGACAAAACUUAUCACUUACUUUAGAACACCAGGAUAUUGUAAUUAUUCAACAGUACACACAUCAUGUGUGUACACAUGUCCUUUUAAUAGGAUUUGUGAAGUUUCAAUUAUAACAUUUACAUUGAAAUUGCUGGACAUCUCACAAUCCCAGAAUGCACUAUAAGUUGGUGUUGGGUACCAGAAUAAUACCAAACUCAUUAUGACAGGUAUCAUAUUAUUUAUGAAAUAUGAAUGGAAAUAUGUAAUGAAAUACUAUAAUAAAGAACUUGUUUAUUAUUAUUUUGUACGUAAAUUAUUAUGAAUUUUGAUUGAAUC